AUGGCAACCCCAAUUCCCUCCUCCAGCGCCCUGCGCGUCCUGCGGCGUUCUAUUCACUCCCCCACACCCGUCAUUUCCCGCCACGCAGCUCGAUCGCAAGUCCGGCACGCAACCCUUCUCCGGCGCCCUAAACGGCCCUACACCUUCACACAGCUCGUCACGCUCUCCGACGGCAGCACCUUUUUGCACCGCACGACGUCGCCCGCCCCGAUAUACAAGUCUACGAAGGACACAAGGAAUACGCCGCUGUGGAAUCCGAGUAGCCAGAAGCUAUUGAAUGUGGAGGAGGAUGAGGCGGGGAAAUUGGCGGGCUUUAGAGCCAAGUUCGGGCGCGGAUGGGAUGCUGAGCAGGUAUGUUGUUUCCCGACUGCGAAGUCAGAUCAUCUGAUGGAUCUUAUAAGUGGCCAAGGCUCAGGCCAGGGGAAAGCUGCACCCGCAGGAUCGAAGCCAGAACCAGCGAAAGGAGCGCCAGCG
This is a messenger RNA of Trematosphaeria pertusa, 474 nucleotides long. RefSeq lists its product as uncharacterized. The transcript has 2 exons. NCBI's taxonomy places the organism in Eukaryota, Fungi, Ascomycota, Dothideomycetes, Pleosporales, Trematosphaeriaceae. Gene Ontology annotation, biological process: mitochondrial translation. Gene Ontology annotation, cellular component: mitochondrial large ribosomal subunit. Gene Ontology annotation, molecular function: structural constituent of ribosome. The record is from RefSeq and is a predicted model, not a curated record. The annotation marks the transcript as partial.